Molecule: messenger RNA, 1357 nt
Organism: Hordeum vulgare subsp. vulgare (domesticated barley)
Lineage: Eukaryota; Viridiplantae; Streptophyta; Magnoliopsida; Poales; Poaceae
Product: F-box/FBD/LRR-repeat protein At1g51370-like
Exons: 3
Coding region: 17-1357 (446 amino acids)
Molecular function (GO): protein binding
Source: RefSeq, a predicted model, not a curated record
UCUUUUGGCAGCGGCGAUGGGCGAUGUGGCGGCGGCUUCGAAGCGGAGGCGGGACGGGCCGGAAUCUCCGGCGAUGAGGCACGAUACGAGCCUCGACCACAUCAGCCGCCUCCCCGACGAGAUCCUCGGCACCAUCAUCUCCCUCAUCCCGGACACCAAGGACGCUGGCCGGACAACCGUUCUGUCCUCACGGUGGCGCCACCUCUGGCGCUCCGCCCCACUCAACCUUGCCGUCAACCGCCGCCUCUCCAAGCGGAAGCACGACUGCAUCGCCAUCGUCUCCAAGAUCCUUGCGGCGCAUCGUGGCCCCGCACGCCGUCUCUCCCUCGGUGCCAUCCGCCUGAGCCGAGACCGCUACGCCAAGUUCGACGGCUGGUUCCAGUCGUCCGCCCUCAAUGGCCUCCAGGAGCUCGAUUUCUCCGGAUGCUUCAAUCAACCGGCUCCGCUGCCUCGAUCCGCGCUCCGCUUCGCGACCACGCUGCAGGCGGUCAGCAUCCACGCCUGUGAUUUCCGUGACGUUGAUGAUGUCUGCUUCCCUCGGCUGAAGCAACUCAAGCUCUCCCGCAUAAUCAUCUCAGAGACAGCCCUCUGCAGCUUAAUCACCAGCUGCACUGCGCUCCAGAGCCUUGAGCUUCAUGGGAUCCGCGAGGUCGGUAUCAUUAGGAUCAUCUCGUCAACUCUCCGCAGUAUUGGUGUCUCUGCCUGGAGCGAACUUGUUAUUGAGGAUGCACCUUGCCUCGAAAGAUUGAUCUCACGCGUUCCAUUUGGCCUAUUUCAUGGCCAAAUGAAGGUCAGGGUCAUCGCUGCACCGAAACUGAAGGUGUUGGGCUGCCUUACUAGCCAAAUUUCCGAGCUUGUGAUUGGAAGCGUAAUCAUUAAGGAGAUGAUCCUCGUUAGUUUCACCACGUCGGUGCGCACGGUGAAAGUCUUGGCUGUAGAGUUUAUGGGCCCCAAUCUGGAUGCAAUUCUUGGAUUCCUAAGAUGCUUUCCCUGUCUGGAGAAGCUAUACAUUCACUUGCAUCUUAACAUGGAUAUGAAAAAUGUGCGGCAACAUGACACACUGGUUGAUCCUAUCGAAUGCCUUGACCUCCAUCUCGGAGAAAUAGUAUUAUACAACUACCAAGGAAAGAAACGGCAUGUCGACUUUGCCAGGUUCUUCGUUUUGAAUGCAAGGGUGCUCAAGACAAUGAAAUUUGGUGUAUAUGGUACUGGCUGCAAUAAGAUAUGGAUGGCCAACCAGCAUAGGCAGCUACAACUGGAUAAUAGAGCUUCUUGUCAUGCGCAAUUUGAUUUCAAAAGAAAUUAUGUUACUUCCAGCAGUUUUUCCCAUAAUAACAAGCACAUAUAUGAUACGUAG